Molecule: messenger RNA, 3758 nt
Organism: Drosophila takahashii
Lineage: Eukaryota; Metazoa; Arthropoda; Insecta; Diptera; Drosophilidae
Product: lateral signaling target protein 2 homolog
Cellular component (GO): early endosome membrane
Molecular function (GO): metal ion binding
Source: RefSeq, a predicted model, not a curated record
GAAAUACCCCACUAAUUCGAAAAAAAAACUUUGAACGCAACGCACGGACGCUGCGCUGCCGACGGAAAUCGCGAAGGGCGGAUGAGUGCUGCGCGAGUUUAAUGGAAUAGUUUGCAAUUCAGUGUUCGCCCGUUUCCGCCUCCGCUGCCUCCCGAAAGGCCCAAAGGACAUUCGACGCAGUUUCCGCGAGGGAAAUGCAGCUCCAGUGAUGAGACCGCAGAGUCACGCGUGUGGAGAGCACGAAAAGUGAGAAGAAAGAGAAGGCGAGAAGCGUAGCGACAAAAACAACAAAGGCAACGAGAGGCAUUUAAACGAAAUCCGCAAAAAGUGUUAAAAUCAGUAAUGUGCAUUUAGCAGUUUGCCAAAAACAAAUUGCACUGCUUUCGCUUCUUUGUUUUGUUUGGUUUGCCUCGCACGCGCUAGUGUGUGAGCCAGUGUGAGUGUGUUUGUUUGUGUGCGAGCGAGAGCAAGGACAACAAGAAAGAGGAGAAGCAGAGGGAGAGGAGAGGGAUCAGGAGGAGAGGAAGCAACAACUGUGGAGCUGCAGCUGGAAAAAAACACUCUCCUGCGAUGGACACGUUUCGCAAAUGGCUGAACAAACCCAAGGCUGAUGACAAAUCACUGCUGGCCCGCUUCUUUCAUGCGGAUCGAUCCCUCACAGCGGUGGCCAGCGAAUUGGACAGCUUCGAUGGACGAGCGGAACCGGAUAGAUGCACCAGACUGGUCAGCAGAUUGCGACAGAAUCAGGACAAAGUGCUGGCCAUCACGAACUUGAUAAUGGAGGAGCUGCUCGGCGAAGAUCGCGAUCCUCGCGCCUUUCGCGCCAAGUUUCCCGAGGAGGUGCUGCAGGAGAAUCUGGCCGGGCAGCUGUGGUUCGGCGCCGAGUGCCUGGCGGCUGGGUCCUCGAUCAUGAACCGGGAGUCGGAGAGCAAGGAGAUGCGCCCCUUGGCCCAGGCGGUGACCAAGAGCCUGGGCAAUGUGCGUGUGCUGCUCAGGGAUCAGUGUCUGAAGAACAAUGUACCGAAUAGCAAGACACUGCAUCUGGAUCUGAAUGAUUCCACCACUGAGCAGCUGUACGAGAGUCUAAAGAUCUUCGACCGACUCUUUGCCGAGUUCGAAUUGAGCUAUGUGAGCGCCAUGGUGCAGGUGAAGUCGCGUCAUGAGUACGAGAUGCAGCAGUGGAUAGGUGUGCUCUUCUCGGAGACACUGCAGCGAGCUCUGAAGAUCGGACUGCUCGACCAGGACAUGGUGGAUGCCUUCGAUCCGGGCCUGAUGUUCUCCAUUCCGCGGCUGGCCAUUGUUGCCGGUUUGGUGGUCUAUGCCAAGGGACCACUUAACAUGGAUAUGCCCGGUGAUCAGCUCUCCGAGAUGUUCCGUCCCUUCCGCACCAUUCUCAUCAAGAUUCGCGAUCUCCUGCGCAACCUCAACAACCAGGAACUGUAUCAGCUGGAGAAGCUGCUGUGCACCAAUGAGGAUAUCAACACUAAGGUGCCCCUUGGUUCCAGCAGCAUUGAGGCGCCCAGUCCGGAGCACAGCUCCAAUCCUACGACGAGCAGCAGUCAAAACCACACCAACAACAACAUCAGUAGCACAGCCACCACCACAGCAACCACGGGGACAACGAAUACGCACAGGACUGUGGAGCGGCUGGUGGAUCAGCGAAACAACAAUAAUAGCAACAUUAGUACCACUCCCGUCGUGGAGGAAGCUACAUUGCGCUCUCCGUCCAUGUUGUCGCUGUCGCCCACCAGCACGCCCACCGCCUCGCCCGCCCCCUCGCCCACGCCCUCGCACUCGAUAGCCUCCACUUCAUCGGCGGCCACCAGCUCCACAAAUCCCCCGGCGGACUGGAGCGAUGGCGAUGAUGAGGAGGACGAGGAUGACGAGGAUAUCGAUGAGGAUGAGGAGGAUCUAGAAAGCAGCGACGAUGACACGGACGAGGAGCAGCUGCUCAAGGACAUUGUGGCCGCUGACUGUGCCUCCGGUUACCUCAUACCCAACACCAAUUUAGGGAAUUUGCUGCAGCCCCAGGAGGUUCCUCUCACGGACAACUUCGUGGCCAGCGAAGAUGACGAGUACGGAACGGGGGAGCAGCACCAGGGUCGCGCCGCCGAGGAGGAGGAGGAGGAGCCCAGCACCAGUGCUGCCAUGCUGGCGGCCACCCGCACUUUGCAGCGGCUGCGCCUGCCCAGCAGCGACAGCACCGAUCCUCUGGCCGAGCCCACGACAAUCAAGGCGUCCGAGGAGCAGAUGCAGCAGCCAGCCCUGUCCAGCGGACGUCACAGUCAGCGGUAUCAUCAACGGCACCACCAUCACCACCAGCACCACCAUCAUCAUCACCAGCAUCACUCACAUCAGCAGCACCACCACCGGCAGACGCAUCCCCAUCCGCAUCGCACAACGCGCAGUGGUCGCAAGCGUUGCAGCCUGGAGGCGCCGGAGGCGGAGGCCAGUCAGCCGGAGAGGGAGCAGAACCUGGCCAGCGGCGAUACCAGUGCCGCCUCCUCGCUUUCGGACGACGUGUCGCUGGCCAUGCGCAACACCACGGCGCGGCUCAAGUUCAAGAGCACCGAGAACCUGCUGCACCGCCUGUUUGUCUGCAUCGCCGGCGUUGCUGACCAGCUGCAAACGAACUUCGCCUCCGAUCUGCGCCAGAUUCUGCGCAGCGUGUUCCUCAUGAACAUGUCGUCCGCCCAGGAGGAGAUCGACAUACCGGAAAAGACAAAGGAGUCGGAGCUGUUCGAGUUCCGGGCCUCCGAGAACGAUGUGAUACAGGAGAGCGCCGGCUCCAACCAAAGCAUUUACUCAGCGGAGGAGGUGAAUCCCGAGCUGGACAAUGUGUUCAGCGCCGGUGGUGGUCAGGCCACUGGCCAGCGCCAUUCCGCCGGCGCCAGUAUGCAGCGAAAUAAUACCAUCGAUCUGGCGAGUCAGCCUGCUAGCGAAGGAGGAAGUCCCAGUGGAGCAGCGAUGGUUACGAGCCGAUCACAUGUGACGCGCAGCCGGAGUCUCGGGGAUCAGGAGGCGGCCAGUUCGGUAGCCAGUUUGCGUCAGCAGGAGCAGCAAGAGCAGCAGCAGCAGUUGCAGAUUCAGCUGCAGCGGCAGCGCAACAAUUCCGUGGGCAGCAACACGCCCUCCAGCGCCUCCUCCACGAGCUCCAGCUCCGAGCAGAAUUCCCCGGUGAGCGCCCCAAGGAGCGGCAGUCGCCGGCGCCUGCAGAGCAACAACGAAACCCAGAUGCCCUCGUCGGCCACACUGUCGCCGCCCGCUUGGAUUCCCGACGGCAAGGCACCGCGUUGCAUGGCCUGCCAGACGCCCUUCACUGCCUUCCGGCGGCGUCACCAUUGUCGCAACUGCGGCGGCGUCUUUUGCGGCGUCUGCUCGAAUGCCUCAGCUCCGCUACCUAAAUACGGACUGACCAAGGCGGUGCGCGUCUGCCGCGAUUGCUAUGUGCGCGAGGUGCGCUCGGGAAUCCAGGGCGUCGGCGUCCAGGGAGUCCAGAGUGUCCAGAGCGUCCAGGCCUCCGCCUCUUAGGAUUGGCCAAUGGCGCUAGCCGGCGCAGCUGACGACCAAAAUGGAGGAAAAGCAAACUGUGAAUCGCAAUUGUUCCGCAAACAUUGUUUUCUUUAUUUUAUACGUAAUCCUAAUCCUAAUGAUAAUCCCAAUCCCAUGCAAGGGGGCCACAUGACCACAGCCAGGGCUCGCGCAUAUAGAUCGUAUAUAUAUUAAAUAUAUAUAUAACCAAUAGCUAUAUAUAUUUU